UGAUGAAAGUAAAGGAUAAAGAGGAACUAGAGGAAAAGUGUUUGGUAAAAUAAGUGGCUAGUGGCAGACGCUAGGGGCUGAACAAUAAAAGCUUCAGGAGGGGGGCACGAAUGACAGAGAAAGGGAGAGAGAGAGUGGGAGAGAGAGAAAGAGAGAGGCAGGGCAAAGACAAUGUGUGUGAGGACGUCUUUUCUCACAGGAAUUUAGUUUUACUACCAGUAUCGUAACUUUACCUGCACAAGUCACACAAGUCCAGGCCAGGCCGGAUUCCUAGGAACGGACCCCGGGUUACAAAAGAUGACCAGGAAGUAUAUAUCGUCUCUCAGUGGUGGAGCAUUUGAACACAAUUCUACCCAAAAUGAGACUGAGCCACAUGCUGCUGGGAAUUUGCUGGAUAAGGACAAGACAAAGGUGGAACUGGGAAAAAAGGUGACUCUACUUCGAGGCAUGUCCAUCAUCAUUGGUACCAUCAUUGGAGCUGGAAUCUUCAUCUCCCCGAAGGGAAUCUUGAAGAACACAGGCAGUAUAGGGAUGUCCCUCAUAGUUUGGAUUGCCUGUGGUGUGCUGUCACUAUUUGGAGCCCUGAGUUACGCUGAGCUGGGGACUUGUAUAAAGAAGUCCGGUGGACACUACACAUACUUGCUGGAGGCCUUUGGACCUCAGCUGGCAUUUGUGAGGCUCUGGGUUGAUCUUAUUGCUGUAAGGCCGGCAGCAAUGGCAGUCAUUUCACUGGCCUUCGGGCAGUACAUCCUGGAGCCUCUGUUCAUGCCAUGUGAAAUCCCCCCUCUGGCUGUGAAACUGGCCACCACCAUCGGCAUAACUUCUGUCACAUACCUUAAUGGCAUGAGCGUGUCUUGGACCGCCAGGGUUCAAAUCUUUCUCACCUUCAGCAAGCUUCUGGUCAUUGGCAUCAUCAUAGUGCUUGGGAUGUAUCAGCUUUUUAAAGGAGAGACCAAAAACUUUGAGGAUGCUUUUGAUCUGAGCAGCAUAGAGCUGUCUGCUAUGCCUCUGGCCUUCUACUCUGGGAUGUAUGCUUAUGCUGGCUGGUUCUAUCUGAACUUUGUGACAGAGGAGGUGGAGAAUCCUGAGAGGACUGUGCCAUUAGCGAUCUGUAUCUCCAUGGCAAUCGUAAGCUCUUGCUAUGUGCUAACCAAUGUGGCGUACUACACUGUGAUGUCAGCAGAGGAGCUCCUGUCCUCACAGGCUGUAGCUGUGACUUUUGCAGAGAAGUUGAUGGGGAACUUUUCAAAAGCACUUCCAAUAUUUGUGGCCUUGUCCUGCUUUGGCUCCAUGAACGGAGGCCAGUUUGCCUUGUCAAGAAUGUUCUAUGUGGCGUCACGUGAAGGACAGCUCCCUGAGGUUCUGUCCAUGAUCCAUGUGCGCAGACACACUCCAUUGGCCGCUGUUCUUAUAUUGUACCCUAUGACCUUGCUGCAACUGUUUGUGGGGGACCUCUACAGUCUGCUGAACUUCAUGAGCUUCCUGCGGUGGCUGUUUAUUGGUAUAGUGGUGCUGGGUCUAAUUUAUCUCCGAUACACAAAACCUGAUCUUCCCCGUCCCUUCAAGGUUCCACUCUUCAUCCCAGUGGUUUUCUGCUUCACCUGUUUCUUCAUGGUCUUCCUGUCUUUGUACUCGGACCCAGUCAACACAGGCAUAGGAUUUGCCAUCUCCCUCACUGGGUUCCCAGCAUACUACAUCUUCAUAUACUACAAUAACAGGCCGAAGUGGCUGCAGAGAGCUUUAGAUUCCUUCAACAGAACCCUGCAGAUCAUCUUGGAGGUCGUCCCUGCUGAGCAAUAAACAGACACAAACUGUGUCCUCUCCCUCACAUCACAAACAUUUACUGAGCGGAAUUGUAACUCAAACAUAAAAGUCUCAGUAUUGUUUCCAAAAGACUCCAUUAAAAUGGAAGUAAAAGUGCUAUGUCAUUGUUUUUUGCUCCUUGUUACACAAGUUUUAUUUUGCAACUGAAUGUCUUUGAGUGUGUCACCUGAAAACGCCUACAGCAACGUGAGCAUAAACUCCAGAGUGAGCCUUGGCACCAACCCUGUGUUCUCAGACUGUAACGCAGAUGUCACAGCUUUAGCAGGAGGCAAAACAAACACAAUGAGUAACAGUGGAUUGUGUUAGAUAAUUAAAUGAUAGUUUUUAAUUAUUUAACAUCUGUAAAAAGGUACAGAGUAGGAAAUAUAUGGGCAACUUUAACUGUUCACAGACAUAUCAGUCUAAUGACACAUGGGAUUUGAACCAAGGACUGCUCAACUACUGAUCAAUAUCCACUCAGGUAGGGCUUGAGCACAGUUCCUGAAGUUAGAAAUGUUUAAGUUUACUCCAAUGAUGAUGGUUCACUGCUCCACCUGCUAGAUUAUUUUCUGUGAGUUGGGAGUACUAAGUCCUCUAAAAGAGGAGUAUCAACGUACAGUACAGGGGCCACGGGCCAAAUCCAGGGUUUAAUCAAACUUGCGAGAUGAUUUUGUAAAGUAUAUAAUGAACUUCAUUAAAAAAAAACAACUGCUGUUCUAAUUACAUCUACUGGGUGGCGCGGUAGCAAUUGUGUGAUUCAAGCAAACUGUUUAUACCAGAGCAAGUGGUCAAGCAAGUGCAGCCAGUCUGGAUGAGCUACUUUGUUUUCCCACAAUAAUUAUUAUAGCUUCUGCUUUUAACAUUAUGUGCCUUGGCACCCUCUUUGCCUCAAUGUCUUAAAGAAAGGUCAUGAAAUCGCAGUGGCCUUAAAACUAGUGAGGGUGGAUUUGUAAAAACAUGCAUGAUGAAGGCAGCAGAAAUUGUGUGCCCUGAAACGCACCAGGCUUUUGCAAAUAUAAGCCUGUCAAGGAACACAGUUUCAGACAGGAUUCCCGAUCUUUCGGUGGAUUUGGACAGCCAGUUGAAGCAAAAAGGAAAGUAAUUUAUUGUGUUUCCGGUUGCAGUUGAUGAAAGCAUUACAGAUGUAGCACAACUGGUCAAUUUCAUCAGUGGAGCUGAUGACAUAUUGACCGUCAAAGAAGAUGGUCAAUAUGUCAGCUGGAGUUGGUGCCGAUGCCAGAUAGCAGACGACAGCAGCUGAUAUUUUCACCGCACUUGUCGGCUUGUGGACAUGGUCGGAGUGGACUGGUCCCGCGCUGAUAGCAUGGCUACGGAUGGUGCGGCCUCAAUGAUUGGGCAAAAAGCAGGCACAACAAAGUUGUCACGCGGUAUUAUGACAGUAUACGUUCUUUCACGUUGUCAUUGUGGCAACUUGCCGGUGGUGAUGGAGCUCACUUCCCCUGUACAGAAUGCUACUGCACGCCUGUUGACUAGAACACAGAACAGAGACCAUAUUACACCAAUUCUAGCUUUUCUUCACUGGCUGCCUGUUCAUUGUAGUAUAUAA
This is a messenger RNA of Betta splendens (Siamese fighting fish), 3370 nucleotides long. RefSeq names its product solute carrier family 7 member 11 (gene slc7a11). The record is from RefSeq and is a predicted model, not a curated record. The coding region runs from base 298 to 1800 and encodes 500 amino acids. Gene Ontology annotation, molecular function: L-amino acid transmembrane transporter activity. The transcript is spliced from 12 exons. Gene Ontology annotation, cellular component: membrane. Lineage: Eukaryota; Metazoa; Chordata; Actinopteri; Anabantiformes; Osphronemidae. Gene Ontology annotation, biological process: amino acid transmembrane transport.